AUGAGGGAUGUGAAUGGGAAAUGUCUAACGGCAACAACUGUCGUAGGAUCCAGGAAAUUAGUGGGAAAUGGGUUGAAGAAUAAUGGCGUGAUCUUCACAGGCUAUCCAGUAGUUCGAUAUACACAACCCUCAGGUUCGCGCUUAAUCAACGGACUGUUCUCAUACGAGAGCGCUGCAAUGUUCUCUGCAUCCACCUUCGGGGAUUUCGUGUGUGAUGGGAAAAAACUGAGAGACUUGAACCCACAAAACCUCUGUGGCCUGGACAUCUACAAUGGCUUCUUAAUACGCUUUAUCAAAGCCUCAAAUGCAUAUCUGGGCCAAUCCCAAGACUCGGUGGUGAUUGAUUUCAACUAUUACCGUGCGGACGACCCUUCAACUCCGAGCUUAAUCGUGGAAGUGUGGGAAGGUGGUGGAGUGGCGUUCUUCAAAUAUGGAGCCAAGCCACAUUGGGCCAAGAAUUGGAAUGUGGCUUUCUUGGGUGUGCAGGAUAAGUUUGAAGGGUUCAUUACAGCCAAGCAACUAUUGGAUCCUGAAAAUAGGUUCUCAAGUAAAUGGUCAGAUGACGUAGUGUAUGGCAAACGAGGGGAAAAGUUGACAGGUGUGCGUUGGAGGGCUGUGUAUAUGUUCUGA
Molecule: messenger RNA, 630 nt
Organism: Prosopis cineraria
Lineage: Eukaryota; Viridiplantae; Streptophyta; Magnoliopsida; Fabales; Fabaceae
Product: L-gulonolactone oxidase 3-like
Exons: 2
Coding region: 1-630 (209 amino acids)
Cellular component (GO): membrane
Molecular function (GO): D-arabinono-1,4-lactone oxidase activity
Source: RefSeq, a predicted model, not a curated record